Molecule: messenger RNA, 9196 nt
Organism: Chelmon rostratus (copperband butterflyfish)
Lineage: Eukaryota; Metazoa; Chordata; Actinopteri; Chaetodontiformes; Chaetodontidae
Gene: ptprdb
Product: protein tyrosine phosphatase receptor type Db
Exons: 38
Coding region: 151-5907 (1918 amino acids)
Biological process (GO): protein dephosphorylation
Molecular function (GO): protein tyrosine phosphatase activity; protein binding
Source: RefSeq, a predicted model, not a curated record
ACAGUCAAGACGACGGACGGAGAUCUCCAAUCCAUUCAGCCAGCGAGUUUUUUCCAACGACGGCGCCGGGCAGGAUGCUGAUAUGGUUGUGAGGGCCUGUUUCUAUCGUCCUGUCGUACAGUGAGGCAGUGAGCUCACGGUGGAUACAGCAUGCAUGUGUCGACAUAUCCCAUGAUGCACUCUGCCAGUCCGGGCCUGCUCCUCCUCAGCUUCCUCUUCCUCGCUGAUGCCGACUCGCCCCCCAGAUUCACGCGGACCCCAGAAGACCAAACAGGAGUCCAGGGGGGAGUGGCCUCCUUCGUGUGCCAGGCCACGGGGGAUCCACAGCCCAAGAUUGUCUGGAACAAGAAAGGCAAAAAAGUCAGCAACCAGAGAUUUGAGGUAAUAGAGUUUGACGACGGGUCCGGCUCGGUCCUGAGGAUCCAGCCACUGAGGACCCCCAGAGAUGAGGCUAUUUACGAAUGUCACGCCUCCAACUCCGCAGGAGAGAUUACUGCAUCCACCAGAUUAAGUGUGCUACGAGAGGACCAGCUGCCCUCGGGGUUCCCCACUAUAGACAUGGGUCCCCAGCUAAAAGUGGUGGAGCGUUCUCGGACCGCCACCAUGCUCUGUGCUGCCAGCGGCAACCCUGACCCAGAAAUUACCUGGUUCAAGGAUUUCCUGCCGGUCAACACGUCCAACAACAACGGACGAAUCAAGCAACUCCGCUCAGGUGGCACGCCCAUACGAGGUGCCCUCCAGAUAGAGAUGAGUGAGGAGUCCGACCAGGGGAAGUAUGAAUGUGUUGCCACCAACAGCGAUGGGACACGCUAUUCCACCCCGGCUAACCUCUAUGUCAGAGAGCUGCGAGAAGUGCGUCGCGUCCCCCCUCGCUUCUCCAUCCCCCCAGCGGACAGCGAGAUCAUGCCAGGGGGGAACGUCAACAUCACCUGUGUGGCAGUGGGCUCCCCAAUGCCGUACGUGAAGUGGAUGCUGGGGGCCGAGGACCUGACGCCCGAGGAUGACAUGCCCAUCGGCCGCAACGUCCUGGAACUGACCGAUGUGCGCCAGUCCAACAAUUACACAUGCGUUGCCAUGUCGACGCUUGGCGUGAUUGAAGCGGUGGCGCAGAUCAUUGUGAAAGCUCUGCCGAAGGCUCCUGGCACCCCUGUGGUGACGGAGAGAACAGCAACAAGCAUCACCCUCACCUGGGAUUCUGGCAACCCGGAGCCUGUCUCCUACUAUAUCAUACAGCACCGUGCCAAAGGUUCAGAUGACUCCUAUAAAGAGAUUGAUGGCAUCGCCACAACACGCUACAGUGUGGGCGGCCUCAGCCCAUACUCCCACUACGACUUUAGGGUGGCCGCCGUUAACACCAUUGGCCAGGGCCCCUCCAGCGAUGUGGUGGAGGCUCGCACAGCCGAGCAGGCCCCCUCCUCUCCCCCUCGGCAGGUCAGAGGUCGCAUGCUCAGCACCACAACAGCAAUCAUCCACUGGGAUGAACCGGAGGAGCCAAACGGACAGGUGGUGGGCUACAGAGUCUACUACACCUCAGACAACACGCUGCCAGUCAACCAGUGGGAGAAGCAGAUGGUGCGCAGCGCCAACUUCAUCACCAUCCAAGGUUUGACUCCUAACAAGACUUAUUACAUCCGAGUGCUGGCCUUCACCUCUGUAGGAGACGGACCCCUGUCCCAGGACCUGCAGAUUAUAGCCAAGACUGGAGUUCCAUCCCAACCUUCAGAAUUUAAGGGUGAGGCCAAGUCUGAGACCAGUAUCCUGUUGUCCUGGGUGGCUCCACCCCAGGGUGGUCCGGACAACCAGAUCACAGGAUAUGAACUGGUCUACCGACGAGCUGACGACACAGAGGAGAAGAAAGUGAGCUUUGAACCUACCACCUCCUACCUGUUGAAGAACCUGAAGCCUUUCUCCACCUACACCUUCCAGCUGGCUGCCAGGAGCAAGCACGGCAUUGGGGCGUAUACCAACGAAGUGUCCAUCGACACGCCGCAGACGCUUCCUUCAGCGCCUCCCCAGGACAUCACAUGCACCAGUCCCAGUUCUACCAGCAUCCUGGUAAGUUGGGCUCCACCUCCUCUGGAGUUUCAGAACGGCGUCAUUACAGGAUACUCCAUCCAGUACUCCACCACCGAGGGCAACAAGGUGUCUAAAAGAAUUGAUGGAAUCCCUCCGGAAAGUUCUCCGUAUCUCCUGGAAAACCUAGAGAAAUGGACUGAGUAUGGCAUAACGGUACGAGCACAGACGGAAGCUGGGGACGGACCAGAAAGUUUACAGCUGCUUAUCCGCACAGAGGAAGAUGUUCCAAGUGGUCCUCCGCGAGGGGUGGAGGCAGAGACUGUGAACGCCUCGGCCGUUAGGGUGAAAUGGCGAGCACCGGCGCCCGAACGGCAGCACGGUCAGAUCCGAGGCUAUCAAGUCCACUAUGUGAGGAUGAACUACGGAGAGCCUCAGGGUCAGCCCUUCAUCAAGGACAUCCUCAUAGAGGACACUCAGGAGGUGGUUCUUGGAGACCUAAAGGCAGACACUUCCUACUCUGUAUCAGUGGGGGCUUACACUGCCAAGGGUGACGGUGCUCGCAGCAAACCUGUUUCUGUGUGUUCUGCCCUGCCACUGCCUGAGAAGCCCAAACUGAUGGUGAGCGCCACCGAUUCAGGGACCGCUCUGCUUCAAUGGUACCCAUCGCCCAACCCGCCCACCCCGCUCCUGGGGUACCGCCUCACCUUCGGCCGCAUCGACGUCCUUCCCUUUACGGUGGUCGAAUUCCCCACCAAGGAGAACCGCUACACGGCCCAGGACAUCCACAAGGGAGCUAACUAUGUGUUCAGACUCUCCGCCCGUAACAAAAUGGGCUACGGAGAGGAGGCUGUAAAGGAGGUGACUACUCCGGAAGACGCCCCAAGCGGAUACCCAGAGAAUGUUAUCUUAGAGGAGGCUUCUGCCGCCUCCCUCCGACUGGCGUGGAAAUCGGUCCCACUAAUUGAGCAAAAUGGGAAAAUUGUGAAGUACUCGGUGCUGUACAAGGAUAUAAACAGUCGCGGGAACGCCUCAGAAGUCGUGGUGCCCGCUCCGGGGUCGAGUGUUUUGUUGGAGGCUCUGAGUGCAGACACUGUGUAUGAUGUCAGGUUGUGCGCGUACACAGCUGUUGGCCCCGGGCCGUACAGCCCCAGUGUCCAGUUUAGGACGCAGCGGCUAGACCAAGUUUUUGCCACCAACUUCAGAGUAAAGGCUGCCAUGAAGAACUCUGUCCUGCUUUCCUGGGAGAUCCGAGACAAGAACCCCGCCCAGCCGUUCACUAUCCUGUAUGGAAAGGGCCAGUCUGUGGAAGUGGAUGGGAAGCAGACGCAGAAGCUGAUCACUGGCUUGGAGCCGGACACCCAGUACUCCUUUCUGCUCACCAACCGAGCCAACAGCGCCGGGGGUCUGCAGCACCGCGUCACCGCCACCACCGCCCCGGACAUCCUGAAAACCAAACCCACUGUGGUGGGAAAGACCAACGCGGACGGCAUGGUGACUGUGCAGCUACCAACUGUGCAGACCACGGCCAAAGUCAGGGGUUACUAUGUGGUGGUGGUGCCGCUGAAGAAGCAGAGAGGAGGGAAGUUCCUGAAUCCCUGGGAGGAGCCUGACCAGAUGAACCUGGAUGAGCUCCUGAAAGAGAUCAACAGGACCAGUGUCAGCCGCGCCCUCCGCAUCCGCAGACAGGCCGGCCAAUCAGAUCCCAGGGCCUAUGUCACCGCUCACUUUAAGACCCUCCCCCUGGAGUUCACGCUAGGUGAUGGCCGAAACUAUGGCGACUUCCGCAACCGCCCGCUGCAGAAUGGACAGGAGUAUGUUUUCUUUGUGCUUGCGCUGCUAGACCUCUCGGAGAAUACCAUGUACGCCACUAGCCCUUAUUCUGACCCCGUGACCUCGUCGGAUGUGGAUCCUCAGCCAAUCGUGGACGAGGAAGAGGGUCUGCUGUGGGUGGUGGGGCCUGUGCUGGCUGUCAUCUUCAUCGUGUGCAUCGUCAUCGCCAUUCUCCUCUUCAAGAGCAAACCUGACAGGAAAAGGGCCGAGGCUGAAGGCAGGAAGGGCAGUUUCCCCUGCAGCAAAGCCAUGUCGUCCCACCAUCCCACCGACCCCGUGGAGCUGCGCAGAAUCAACUUCCAGACUCCAGGCAUGGCAAGUCACCCGCCCGUCCCCAUCUCUGAGCUGGCAGAUCACAUUGAGCGCCUCAAGGCAAACGACAAUCUCAAGUUCUCUCAAGAGUACGAGUCCAUCGACCCUGGUCAGCAGUUCACAUGGGAGAACUCCAACCUGGAGGUCAACAAACCAAAGAACCGCUACGCUAACGUCAUUGCCUAUGAUCACUCCAGGGUUAUACUCUCCAGCAUUGAGGGUGUCCCGGGCAGUGACUACAUCAAUGCUAACUACAUCGAUGGCUACCGCCGUCAGAACGCCUACAUCGCCACUCAGGGAUCCCUCCCUGAGACUUUCGGGGAGUUCUGGAGGAUGGUGUGGGAGCAGCACACAGCCAACAUUAUCAUGAUGACCAAGCUGGAGGAGAAGUCACGGGUGAAGUGCGAUCAGUACUGGCCAACGAGGGGCACGGAGACCUACGGCCUCAUCCAGGUCACUCUGCUGGACACGGUGGAGCUGGCCACCUACUCCGUCAGGACCUUCGCUUUGUACAAGAGCGGUUCCAAUGAGAAGCGUGAGGUUCGUCACUUCCAGUUCACGGCAUGGCCGGACCACGGGGUGCCUGAACACCCCACCCCCUUCCUGGCCUUCCUCCGCAGGGUAAAGGCCUGCAACCCUCCAGAUGCGGGACCCAUGGUCGUCCAUUGCAGUGCCGGGGUUGGUCGCACUGGCUGCUUCAUCGUGAUCGACGCCAUGGCGGAGCGAAUCAAGCACGAGAAGACCAUCGACAUCUACGGCCACGUCACGCUGAUGCGCUCCCAGAGGAACUACAUGGUCCAGACGGAGGACCAGUACAUCUUCAUCCACGACGCGUUGCUGGAGGCCGUGACCUGCGGGAACACCGAGGUCCCCGCGAGGAACCUGUACUCCUACAUCCAGAGGCUGACGCAGAUCGAGCCAGGAGAGAACGUCACCGGCAUGGAGCUGGAGUUCAAGCGUCUGGCCAGUGCCAAGGCCCACACGUCACGGUUUGUGAGUGCCAACCUGCCAUGCAACAAGUUCAAGAACCGGCUGGUGAACAUCAUGCCCUACGAGACCACGCGUGUGUGUCUGCAGCCAAUCAGAGGAGUGGAGGGAUCUGACUAUAUCAACGCCAGCUUCAUUGACGGAUACAGGCAGCAGAAGGCCUACAUAGCAACCCAAGGCCCGCUGGCUGAGACCACAGAGGACUACUGGAGGAUGCUGUGGGAGCACAAUUCCACCAUAGUUGUCAUGCUAACCAAACUGAGAGAAAUGGGUCGGGAGAAGUGUCACCAGUACUGGCCUGCAGAGCGCUCAGCCAGAUACCAGUACUUCGUGGUGGAUCCCAUGGCUGAGUACAACAUGCCUCAGUACAUCCUCCGAGAGUUCAAAGUCACUGACGCCAGGGACGGCCAAUCGCGGACAGUUCGUCAGUUCCAGUUCACCGAUUGGCCAGAGCAAGGAGUGCCAAAGUCAGGGGAGGGAUUCAUUGAUUUCAUUGGCCAGGUGCACAAAACUAAAGAACAGUUUGGCCAGGAUGGGCCAAUUACUGUGCACUGCAGUGCUGGUGUGGGGAGGACUGGUGUGUUCAUCACGCUCAGCAUCGUGCUGGAGAGGAUGAGGUACGAGGGCGUGGUGGACAUCUUCCAGACUGUCAAGAUGCUGCGCACCCAGAGACCCGCCACCGUUCAGACAGAGGACCAGUACCAGUUCUGCUACCGGGCCAGUCUGGAGUACCUGGGAAGCUUUGAUCACUAUGCAACAUAAACCCAGUGGCCGUCUCUCAUGCCACAUCCCACCUAGUGCACUUCUCUUGGGUCACAUGCGGCCUGAAUUAAUGCACCAGGCUGCGAUGUGUCUUUGAAGAUUUUUUGCCGCCACAUGCAGAGUGAAGGGGGACCAUCGGCUUAUCCCGUACCCAGAAACAGCACCUCUAACUGAGCCAUAGCAACCUGCUUGACAAGGGUGUUUCCUUCCACCCUCCCAAACACACCCAUUGGUCAGUCUGAAGAAGCAACUUCAACCACUGUUCCAAUCAGAAUACUUGAUCAAAUAUUGAUUUUUAUUCGUUUCAGUGCUUUUGUGAGCACCCAGAUUGCUUUACAUUGUUUGGGUGUGGAAGUCUCACCUCGUCCACCACCAGUGUAGCAUCACCAACCUAAAUACAGGACCCGGCUACAGUAUUUAGCUGUCACAGGAACUUUUGAUUUUUCUAUCUUGAGGACCGUCUAGAAGGAGUCUACAAAUCCAUCUUAUGGAAGCCUCGUGGACUGAAAGAACUGGGACUCUUGAGCACCAGAGAAUUGCCAACAGGAGACUGAAGGCACAGAGCACACAGUAUUAAAAAGACAAAGAACACACAUCCCAAAAAAAGAAAAAAGAAAAAAAAAGACACCAAGAAGUGUUUUUUUCUGUUUUGUUUCGGAAACAGACUCUCGUUUCCUGUGAAUGAAAAAGAAGAGAUUUCUACCAUACAGUAAUAAAAAACCACCAGUUCAACCUUAUGCUUCAUGAUUUAAGAUAAGGGAAAUUUGAGAGAGGUUUAAAAAUGCAUACCACAAAGUAAAACAUUAAUUUAGUUUUUUAGAAAAAUAUAGAUAUGUGACUAUCUUGUUUUUUAAAAACUGGGUAUUUCUUGUGGCACGUUUCUGUUUUGUUUUUGGUUCUUUUUGUUUGUUUUUUUACAGAUUCAUGACUUUGUCCCCGCUGACCAUUCAAGGGCGGAGCCGCAUUUCAUUUCUUUUUCUGUGUAAUCCAAUGAGCUGUAGCGAUUUUUUAAAGAAAAAAAGUGAUACAGUACUGUUUUAAAGUGUACAAUUAAAUCUAGUGUGGAAAAUCUUCACAGUUCUAAGAAAAGCGCCACUAUGGAGUGUCACCCUCCUGUAUGCUCUACCCACACACACGAUUCGCAUGCACACUGGACUCUCAACCUCAUUUCUGUCUGGCCUGUGGUGUCAGAGAGGGCGGCCAUCUUUGAAUUCCCAGGGGCCCACGGAGGUACAGUAUUCACCCUGUGGCCACCAGAAAGAAUAAUCUUGCCAAGUCGUUCUGCGUGCCGGUUGAGACAAAGCCAGAUGAAACACUACAGAGAGUAUGCACAGAAAGCAAAAUAUGGAAAAAAAUAAACAAAAUAAUUAUUUAUGACUCCAAAUAAGCUUCACAAAGAUUUAUCAAGCAGGGAGCGAGAAAGGGAUGUAGAAACCAGGGUGGGAUGGGGGUUGAGGGGUCUGGGAAGGAUGGAUUUUCUCACUGGAAUGCUCACCUAUGACUUUUUCUCUCUGUCUGAUUCAGUGUGCAAUAAGUAGAUGUAUUAUAUAUUUUUGUGUCAAGUCACUAACUGCAGUUAUAUGCCAUUAUGACGAUGAUGAUAUUGAUGAUGGUGCAUCGUUUUCCAGACACAAGGAUGUUGCGCUCAAUAUGGUUCUCGCCACCGUUUAAUGUGUCCAAACAGAGGCGCGACCCUCUGACCUUUUAAGACCUUUUAUCACGCCACAACUCCGGUAGAAGAUGUCAUCCUUCUGUGUGUCACGGCAACCGACGAAUGAUCGAACUCAUAUUUCAAACAGCAUCUAAUAAGUAUUUUGAUUUAGAUUUCUAGUGCCUUAUAUUACACGCCUAUUUUGAUAACGUUACUUUAAAGGGUUUUUUGUGUAUUUUAUGUAUGUAUGCUUGUAUGUGUGUGUACUGAAUGUCCGUGUAUAUGAUUUUGUUAUGUUACGGUAUGUGAAAAUAUCUCGUAGGUUCUGUUUUUUGGCUGUGAAGUUUUGUAUGGCAGGCUCUGUGUAGGCUGGAUCGUCGUCAUCACUUUUCAACCCAGCAACAACGUCAUGAUAUCUCUUUUAAUCAACAGCAACAAAACAAAAUCUGAUCUGAAAUGUGGUUUCAAAAUAGGCUGUUAGCGGGACGGUCUGACAGGAAAACGUUUGUAUGUCGACAGCUUUCCGUCUCUUCUUCCUGGGACACUUGCACAAGCUUUGUGUAUAUAUACUCUUUCAUUGAGACUUCAGUUUGCCUGCCAUGAAAUUUUGGCCACACUGGCGACUUUAGCACCGACUGUGAGCUGACUCAGGCCAGUUCCACUCUCUCAGCUGUGUAGAAAUCUAUAUACAGCUGAAUGGCAGUGGCUGCCUUUGUCAGUUUGGACAAAAAGCUAAAUAAACCACGCGGACACGCUCACCUGAGGCCCUUCACCUAGAAUCAGUCUGGUCAUCCGUGCUCCUCGUUCUUACAUCUUUUUUUUCCUUUAGCGACAAACGCUGAGAGAAGUUCAGGUGCUACGUCUCCAACGACCCAGAACCUACAGCAUCUUUUCUUUUUGUACUCAUUACGCUUGACAAUAUAAGGGAUCGUUGACAGUUUUCCACCAUCUUACAGUAACCCUGUUGUCGUUUUUUGUAUGCAUGGUACCACUUUUGAGAUGCCCCUUUGGUCGCACCUGUUAUGGGAAGACUUGCACUUUCUCUCUUUGUACUAUGCACUAAUACUAGUAUCCUAUUAUCUCUGAUAAGCCCCCACCCCUCCCCCCUAAAGGAGUUUUACUUGAACUCGGUAAAGAUGGACCCUGUAAUGCUCACAUGGUUGUGUAUAUGUAAAUAACACAAGACACAGAGAGUAAUUGAAAUGCAUAAAUACAUGAAUAAAUAAAUGAUUAAGAGUGAAUAAAAAUCUAUGAGAUAUACAGAGUGAUAUAAUAAAAAGGAUGCACCUGAAAUCACAGUUUAUGGCACAGCAGUAUGUGCGAUACAUCACAUUGUGGAUUUGUUGUACCACAAAAGAGAAGUUUCACAAAAAAGUGUUCUACUUUACCCCCCAAUGUAUCAUGUAGAUGGAUAAAACUGGAGUUUAUAAAUUGUAUAAAAACGAAAAACAUGGUGUGUUACUUGGAUCAGUUACCUCCAAUUGGUCUGUAAAUGUAAACUUUUUUUGUUUUUGUUUUCUGCUCCGGGUCAACAAGUGCUUUUUAUUUUCUUACAUUGGUUCUCGGAGCGUGUGAAAACCGAAAAACAGGUCUGUAUGGAUUUCUGUUCUCUGUCGACACAAGUUUCAUUUGUUACAA